This is a messenger RNA of Lecanosticta acicola, 1869 nucleotides long. The record is from the annotation of a GenBank genome assembly. NCBI's taxonomy places the organism in Eukaryota, Fungi, Ascomycota, Dothideomycetes, Mycosphaerellales, Mycosphaerellaceae.
AUGUCUUCGUCUAUCUUCUUCCGCUUCAAGUCCCAAAAGGACCCGUCGCAAAUCAACUUCGACGGCACCAGUCUGUCUGUAUUCGAGGUGAAGCGCGAGAUCAUGAGCCUCGCCCGACUCGGUGACGGCAAGGACUUCGACCUGGACAUCUAUGCCUCCGACACCAACGAGAGUGAGUUUUCAUGAUUUUCGCGACAUAAUACAGUUCUCAGCCGCUCCGUGGAGCUUGCUAGGAAUGACAUGUACGCUCGCAAUAAACAAUUACAGUGGCUAACAUGCACUACAGUCUACGACGAUGAUACCACACAGAUACCGCGGUCGACCACAGUCGUUGUCCAGCGAAUGCCUGCGCAGAGACCCGGUGCUGGUAGAGCCGCACGCUACGUCACUGGCCAGAUGCCGCUGCAUGCUAGGAACCGCAUCGAGAAGGCCAAGGCCUCGACUUCGAGUGCCGCCGUGGGGGAUGGGAAGGCGUUGACGGAGGAGGAGAAGCUACAAGCUGUAUUGAAUGCUAGCAAUAAUCAGAUGCAAGCAGACCUGAAAAACUCGUCUGGAAAGCCUGUAUUCAACAAGAGCUACAAGCCUGCCGCGGUGCCUGACAAGCCACUGCCGCCGGGCUACAUGUGUCAUCGCUGUGGCAAGGCCGGCCACUGGAUUCAAGCCUGUCCUACCAACAAUGAUCCGAACUUCGAUGGUAAGCACAAAUUCAAGCGCACUACCGGUAUUCCGAAGUCCUUCCACGUUGCCGUUGACGUGCAAGAUGCCAUUGGCGAGGAUGGUGUUGUCGACCCAACCAAGCUUGGCAAGGGCGUCAUGUACACUGGAGAUGGCACUUGGGUUCGCGCCAAGACGGACGAGGCCACCUGGCAGAAAAUCCAGGACCAGCAGAAGGCCAACGCCGAGAGAGCCAAGGAGGCCGCUCACGGUGAUCAGGAGCUUCGUGACCGUGGACUGGAAUGUCCUCUCGACAAGCGCCCAUUCGUCGACCCGGUUAAGACCACGUGCUGCGACACGAAGUAUUGUAAGGAGUGUCUCGAGAAUGCACUGAUCGACUCUGAUCUCCAAUGUCCGAACUGCAAUCAGCGGCAGCUGAUUGAUGAUUUGGAAAUUGACCAAGAGACCGUGAAGGCCCUCGACGACUUCAACGCGGAGAAGAAGGCCGAGAAGGCGAAGAAGGACAAAGAAGGAACCAAGACGCCCGAGCAAGCCAACACACCCAAGGCCGUUGCCGAGGAUGGCAAGUCACCAGCACCGGAUGCCAAGGUCAACUCGCCACCCUCUUCGAACUCGAAGAAGCGACCUGCUGAGGACGAGCUGGGAAACAACCGACAACCUGCCAAUCCAGCGGAAAUCAAGAAGACGGCUACCCCGGCAUCUCAAACCUCGCAAUCAAGCACCCCACAGCCCCCGACUGGCCCCAAGAUCCCAUCUGCGCCCAAGAGCAUGAGCGACUUUGUCAACCAGAUGAACUCGAUGGCCGGAUCUCAGAACGGCAUGAACGCCUUCGUCAACCCCAUGAUGGGGAUGCCCAUGGGGAUGCCGAUGAUGCCGGGCAUGAUGCCGGGCUUCAACCCGAUGAUGAUGGGCGGGAUGCCAUUUCCGGGCAUGAACAUGAACGGCAUGAACGGCGGCGGCAUGGGUAUGAACAACAACAACAAUAACAACAACAUGAUGAAUGGCGGUGGCAUGAAUUGGAACCAGAACCAGAACAAUCACCAGCAGCAGCAGCAGACUCCAUGGAUGCGCAACGGCACGCCACAACAGCAGAAUGGUGGAGGCGAUGGGGCCUACUUCCGACAGCCGGUGAAUCCGCAUCGGCACCAGGGCAAGCAGAAGAGACAGCGCAGCGUGGAUUACAAGCAGAUGUGA